Molecule: messenger RNA, 864 nt
Organism: Zygotorulaspora mrakii
Lineage: Eukaryota; Fungi; Ascomycota; Saccharomycetes; Saccharomycetales; Saccharomycetaceae
Gene: YPQ1
Product: cationic amino acid transporter
Exons: 1
Coding region: 1-864 (287 amino acids)
Biological process (GO): basic amino acid transmembrane export from vacuole
Cellular component (GO): fungal-type vacuole membrane
Source: RefSeq, a predicted model, not a curated record
AUGCAAUUGGAACCUAUACAGUGGAAUGCUGAGAAUAUAAGUGGUAUAGCAGGCUCUAUAUCUAUUGCCUGCUGGGUGAUUGUUUUUGUCCCACAGAUUUAUGAAAAUUUCGUAAGGAAGUCUUCCGAUGGACUAUCGCUUUUAUUUGUGAUACUGUGGUUAGCUGGUGAUAUUUUCAACCUUGUUGGAGCAAUGAUGCAGCACUUAUUACCUACAAUGAUCAUACUUGCGGCCUAUUACACAGUUGCAGAUAUAAUUCUUCUUAUUCAAUGCUUAUGGUAUGGUAACGAGGAAGUUGUUGAUCCAGUUCAUUUAUCGCCCGCAAAUCCAAUCAGUGAAACUCAGCCUCUAUUGCAUCACGUUUCGGAGUCCCACGAUGUUGCACAGGAGUCAGACAAUAAUGGCUCAAGCCCUGAAGUACGUGCCAAAAGGUAUCUAAGUGAUUCAGUUGUCGUUUGCGUUGUUGUAUUAAGUGGAUUUUUCUCUUGGUACAUAUCGUACUGCAACAAUCCAAAUCCAACUAAGGACGGUUCCAGUCCUGAAGUGGAAAUAAAUUGGUUGGCCCAAAUAUUUGGAUAUGCAAGUGCAGUACUAUAUUUAGGAUCUCGUGUUCCUCAAAUUUUGUUAAACUUCGAAAGAAAAUCCUGUGAGGGGAUUUCUUUCCUCUUUUUUUUGUUUGCUUGUCUAGGUAACACCACCUUUAUUAUCUCUGUUUUGGCCAUUUCAGUGAGUCCAAGGUACCUCCUGGUAAAUGCAUCCUGGCUAGUCGGAAGUUCAGGAACAUUAAUAAUGGACUUCAUUAUCUUUAUUCAGUUCUUUUUGUACCAUAAGAAUAACAAGCUCGUUGUACAAGAAUCUGCAUGA